Andrographis paniculata is the source of this 429-nucleotide messenger RNA. RefSeq names its product GATA transcription factor 15-like. Bases 1 to 429 code for a protein of 142 amino acids. The record is from RefSeq and is a predicted model, not a curated record. The transcript has 3 exons. NCBI's taxonomy places the organism in Eukaryota, Viridiplantae, Streptophyta, Magnoliopsida, Lamiales, Acanthaceae. Gene Ontology annotation, biological process: regulation of DNA-templated transcription. Gene Ontology annotation, molecular function: sequence-specific DNA binding; zinc ion binding.
AUGGCGGACAGAUUCAGGCCGAGCAAUUCGCGGAGGAAGGAGGAGGUGGAGGAAGAGUACAAGAUGAUGGAUCUCACCCUCCGACUGGGAACGCCGAAGGAGACGUCGGGCACCGCCGCUGAUCAGCCACCGUCGCUGCCGUCUCUACCGCCGCCGAUUAUGUACAACUUUUUCAGCGCGGUGGCAGUUGGCGGAGGAGUCGCCAUCGGGCCGGCGGCGAUAAUUCCGGUGGUGGCGGUGCCGUUCCCGCAGGGGUUCGUCCCCGUCUACAGGAGCCCCCGCAAGCGGCCGAAUCCCGACGGCCAGGCGCGAAAUGAAAAUCGGGUCUGCGAGAAUUGUGGGACACGCAGAACCCCUUUAUGGAGGAAAGGUCCUAAAGAACAGACGAACCUUUGCAACGCAUGCGGUCUCCGAAACCGGAGGAACUAA